CUUCUCAGAAUGAGGAUACCCUCUCGACGUUGACGAACAACCCUCGAGUUCAUUGGAAUCAACCAACUCGUGACGUGUCUCGUACACAAGCAGCGAGAAGGUUCACGAGUCCUGGAAAGAUGACUGGAAACUACAACAGGCACAGCAUGCAGGUCUUUGCUGACUUCCAACAUUUUGAAAGUCCCCGGAACAGCCGAUCAAGUCCGCAGAGAUAUAAUGACGAGGAUGAACUGUAUGAUGGGGAGCCAAGAACGCCCACGGAAAAAAUAUCGUCUUCAGCAUCCAGUACCUAUACUUUGGACAAAAGUCUACCAGAUCCCCCGUAUCAUAUCUUUACACUUGGCAAGAAAAAGCAGCUGGUCUACAUUGUAUCCUUGGCUGGUCUAUUCUCGCCGUUGUCAUCCAAUAUCUACUUUCCGGCUCUAGGACAAAUAUCGAGAGAUCUCAAUGUCAGCUUAGCAACAGUCAGUUUAACAGUGACAGUAUACAUGAUCGUUCAAGGUCUUGCACCAUCAUUUUGGGGGCCUCUGUCUGAUACCAAAGGACGACGUAUUACUUUCAUUGGCACAUUUGCCGUAUACCUCGUCGCAUGUUUUGGUCUUGCUUUCUCCAAUGAUUUUGCCUCAUUGAUGAUCUUCCGUGGCAUUCAAGCUGCUGGUAGUGCUGCCACGAUCUCUGUUGGUGCUGGUGUCAUUGGAGACAUCACUACUGCUCAAGAACGAGGUGGACUCAUUGGUGUUUUUGGAGGCAUUCGCAUGAUGGGUCAAUCAAUCGGUCCCGUCUUUGGCGGCAUCAUCUCACAGUAUCUCGGAUUCCACGCCAUUUUCUGGUUCCUGUUUGGUCUAGGCGGUCUGACGCUUCUCCUCAUCCUCCUCAUCCUUCCCGAAACUCAACGAGCGAUUGCUGGAAAUGGCACAAUACGAUUAGAAGGCGUCCACCGUCCUCUGAUAUACUCAUUUUCUCCCUCUUCAGAUGAGCUUUUGGAGAGGGAUCGUACACCAAAGAAGAAGUUUACAAUCAAAAGUAUCACUGAUCCUCUGAAGCUGCUCAAGGAGAAGGAUGUCAUCUUGACUCUCCUCUUCGGCUCUAUCGUGUACACUGUCUGGAGCAUGGUUACAUCCAGCACAACCGCUUUAUUCCAAGCUACAUUCAAGCUCAAUGAUUUGCAAGUUGGCCUCGCCUUCCUUCCCAAUGGUGCGGGCACGGUAUCAGGUUCUAUCAUUAUGGGCAAAAUCAUGGAUAGAGAUUACCGAAAGAUGGAAAGAGUAUACAAAGCCGAAAAAGGGAUUCCCGAAUCUACCAAACUGAACAAGAAGGACCUGCUCGACUUCCCGCUCGAGAAGGCUCGGUUGCCACAAAUGUGGUGGAUCAUCCUCCUCUUCAUCGUCUCCACGGCCUUAUAUGGUUUCUCUCUCGAGCUCAACCAGAUCGCUAUCCCGCUUAUUCUGCAAUAUAUCAUCGCCUUCACAGCUACGGCGACGUUCACUGUCAAUAGCGCAUAUAUCGUUGAUCUGUACCCGGGCAUGUCCGCAUCUGUUACUGCGGUCAACAAUCUGGUGCGCUGCUCUGUGGGUGCCUUUGGUGUUGCGAUCGUGCAGGUUGUGAUUGAUGCUAUCGGAGCUGGACCCUCGUUUGCGAUGUUCGCGGGCAUUACGCUGGUUAUGAGUCCGAUGUUGGUGCUGUCGUGGUUCUUUGGGCAGAAGUGGAGGGAUGAGAGGAGGGAGAAGGUUAUGAGGAGGGAGGAGGCGAAGAAGGUAAAUGAUAUGGAGAAGGAGGUAGUUGAUGAGAAGAAGUAGAGUCUAGAGUCAUAUUAGCUUGACGAGAAAUUGGAAGUAGUUUUGUGAGAUGCAAGGCUAGAUCGUUAAGUUAGAGAACGGGAAAUAGGACAUUUGAUGGUGGAUUGUGGGAUUUUAUGGCAUCGUACUUGGAUUGGUGGU
This is a messenger RNA of Mollisia scopiformis, 1937 nucleotides long. Its product is annotated as MFS general substrate transporter. The coding region runs from base 120 to 1796 and encodes 558 amino acids. The record is from RefSeq and is a predicted model, not a curated record. Gene Ontology annotation, biological process: transmembrane transport. Gene Ontology annotation, molecular function: transmembrane transporter activity. NCBI's taxonomy places the organism in Eukaryota, Fungi, Ascomycota, Leotiomycetes, Helotiales, Mollisiaceae. The transcript has 5 exons.